CCAUCACUUUUAUAUUCCACCCCACGUCCUUCGACGGAAGAUCCAUCGAAAUUCUUGAGUAUUUUCCUGCAAAAAAGCGAAAAAAGAACCCCAAAAAGCUUUAAAAUCCGAACACCCAGAACAAAAAAGCUUCGAAUUCGAGGAGAGGAAACUUAGCCGCCAUUGUUGGAGCUUCAUCUCUCUCAGAUUUGCAGAUUCCGAGGUUCGUACACUUCCUUGUUCUCCCCGAACUUCAGGGAGUUUUCACUCUGUUUGGAGCGGAAUUGGUUGAAGCCUUUUGUUUUUGGUGUCCAUUUCUUUGUUGAUACUGCUUGUUGUUGUUGGGCUCUGUUUGUUGUUGAUUUCUGGCAUAUGGGGGACUGUGAGUUUAUGGGUUCGGAUUUAGGAGUAGAGGAGCGGCUAAUUGCUGCAGCUAAUUGCAUUAUUAAGGCUUUGAGUUCAAAUAUAAGCCUUUCAGAUGAUACCAAGAGCGUUAUGGUUGAUCUUUGCUCAAAGUUAUCAUUAAUAACCACACAAAAUCAUCAAAUUGGAGUGACCAAAGAGAGGGAUGUUGGGCUUGUUGAAGAGAUUGAGAGUAGGCUCAAUGUAGUGCAGAAGAAAAUCAUGGGAUGGGAGGCUGAUCAGUCUAUGAUUUGGGAUUCGGCUUUCCCGAACGAUGCGUGCGAGUAUCUGAAUGCUGCUGAUGAUGCCUGGGAGUUGGUUGGGAAGCUAGAGAGUUUGUGUUUUGAGGAUGAACACGGUUAUGAACUUUCGAGGAAGGCGCACGAUGUUCUUCAAACGGCUAUGGCGAGGCUUGAGGAAGAGUUUAGGCAUUUGCUUGCUAAGAGUAGCCUUGAAUAUGAGCCUGAGAGUGUGUCGUCCCAUGUAACGGAAGAUUCUGUGGAGGAGGGAUCGACGAGUUUAUAUCGAGAUGAAUCUUUUGAGAGUUCAGUUCGGAGUUGUAGCGUUGGGAGAACGUUGGAGAAUUCGAUCAUUGAUUUGGUCAAUUCGGAUGCGGUUAUUGAGCUUAGAGGUAUUGCUAAUGUUAUGUUCAAGGCUGGUUAUGAUCAGGAGUGUAUUCAAGCUUAUAAUCAUCUUCGUCGAGAGGCUUUAAACGAGUGCUUAUCGAUGCUUGAAAUGGAGAAAAUGAGUAUUGAGGAUGUGCUGAAAAUGGAUUGGGUUACGUUGAACUCGAAGAUCAGGAAAUGGAACCGAGCGAUGAAGCGAUUCGUGCGAGUCUAUUUAGCGAGUGAAAAAUUCCUUUGUGAUCAAGUUUUUGGGGAUGAAGGAUUGGUUAGUUUGAGUUGUUUUGUCGAAUCAUCGAAGGCAUCAAUGCUGCAGCUUCUGAACUUCGGCGAGGCCAUGGCUAUAGGUCCUCAUCCGCCCGAAAAACUGAAUCGUAUACUUGAAAUGUACGAGGUUGUCGGAGAGCAUCUCUCCGACAUCGAUACAUUAUACUGCGGUGGUGUUGGAUAUUUUGUUAGAAUUGAAUAUCAUGAUGUUCUAAAUAGUUUAGGUAAAUCCGUUACAGCGACAUUCCUCGAGUUCGGGAAAGCUAUUGCAGCAAACACAUCGCCGAAUGCAUUUGCAGGUGGUGGCAUCCAUCAUCUAACGAAAUAUGUCAUGAAUUACCUUCUGAUUCUUACCGACUAUGGCAACUCCCUCAAUGUGCUCCUCGGAGACGGUGAAGAUGUAUAUCCUAAUUCACCAUCGUCCUCUGAGAAUCCAAGUCGAGAAGAAGAAAAAGAAGGCGAGUUCUCUCCGAUGGCUCGCCAUUUUCGGUUGGUUGCAACAAUUCUAGAGAGUAACCUCGAAGAGAAGUCGAAGCAAUACAAAGAUCCAGCUCUACAGCACUUCUUUCUGAUGAACAAUAUACAUUACAUGGCUCAAAAGGUUCGAGGUUCGGAACUUAGCCAGAUAUUCGGGGAGGAUUGGGUUCGAAAACGUUACAUGAACUUCCAGCAGCAUGUAUUAAACUACAAGAGGGCGAGUUGGAAUUCAAUAGUGUUAUACCUUAUGGAGGACGGGGUUCAACAUCCGGGUUCUAAUUCAGUGUCGAGAAACGUGCUGAAAGAGAGGCUGCGUAGCUUCAAUGUCGCGUUCGAAGAGAUCUACAAAACUCAAACGUCAUGGAUCAUUCACGACUCUCGGCUUCGAGACGACCUGAGAAUCUCGACGUCGCUCCAAGUGAUCCCGGCGUACCGAGCAUUCUUUGGAAGAUGUAAUAAUCAUGUAAGUGACAAGCUGAUCAAGUACACUCCAGAUGAUUUGGAGGGAUUCCUUCUUGAUCUGUUUGAGGGAUCUCCAAAAUCACUGGCCAACACCAACCGGAGAUGAUCAUUCCCAACUUCUUUGUAUUCACUCUACCCUUUAACUGUUUCUCAACAGAUUCAUCCUUUUAAUUUUUGGUUUUAUUUUAUUAUUGGAAUAAAAUUAAUUCUAUAUAA
This is a messenger RNA of Cucurbita maxima (winter squash), 2426 nucleotides long. Its product is annotated as exocyst complex component EXO70E2. Gene Ontology annotation, molecular function: phosphatidylinositol-4,5-bisphosphate binding. NCBI's taxonomy places the organism in Eukaryota, Viridiplantae, Streptophyta, Magnoliopsida, Cucurbitales, Cucurbitaceae. The transcript has 2 exons. Gene Ontology annotation, biological process: exocytosis. The record is from RefSeq and is a predicted model, not a curated record. Gene Ontology annotation, cellular component: exocyst. Bases 352 to 2316 code for a protein of 654 amino acids.